Micromonas pusilla CCMP1545 is the source of this 1466-nucleotide messenger RNA. RefSeq lists its product as uncharacterized. Gene Ontology annotation, biological process: non-motile cilium assembly; protein localization to cilium; intraciliary retrograde transport. The record is from RefSeq and is a predicted model, not a curated record. The transcript is spliced from 6 exons. Bases 234 to 1466 code for a protein of 410 amino acids. Gene Ontology annotation, cellular component: intraciliary transport particle A; non-motile cilium. NCBI's taxonomy places the organism in Eukaryota, Viridiplantae, Chlorophyta, Mamiellophyceae, Mamiellales, Mamiellaceae. Gene Ontology annotation, molecular function: protein binding.
AGUACGUCUGUUUGACACCCCGCCCUUCAUGUAGAUCCGGCUUAAUCAUAUGCAAUGAGAACUCCAUAAUUAUUACUACGUACUACUUCCGUGCCGUUAUUCGGCACACUGUUAUGCUCGCACCGUUCCCUGUGAAGGAAAAGGCAGUGCAUUCGCAUAGGUUCCGUGCGUCGGACGUCCUUGGUAAAAAAAGUCAACACAGCGCUGUCUGAAGCUUUAUUUUGCGGAAAAGGAUGCAUAUUUACCUGAGUAAAAAAAUCGAGAUACCGAACUGCGUUUCCCUUCGAUGUGUAUCUUGGAAUUGUGAGCAGGGCUGGAUUGCAUGCGGUGGAGAAAAUGGCUUUUUAAAAAUUUUAAAAUUGGAUGAGUCUUCUUCAAAGGCGCGGUCCGUAAAUGUGGCAAUCUGGAAUGAAAAAUAUAAAAAACUAACAACUAGUGACCAAAAUGGUUUGAUAAUAGUGUGGUUGCUGCAUAAGGGUUUGUGGUUCGAGGAAAUGAUCAACAAUCGCAAUAGUUCUUUUGUAUGUGACAUGAAGUGGUCUAAAGAUGGUGAAAAAGUAUGUAUCAUAUAUGAUGAUGGUGCUGUAAUUGUUGGCUCGGUCAAUGGGAAAAGACUAUGGGGAAUGGAACUUCACGUGAAUCUACGUUUAGUUGAGUGGUCUCCGGGAGGACAGUCUAUCUUGAUCUGCACGAGCAAGGGGCAGUGUCUUAUAUUCAACAGUUUGGGGAACCCGCUCUCAACAAUCUUUCUUGCUGCAAGUGGUGGUUUACCGCCAGUUGGGAUUGAUUGGUGCAAAGGAAAUGAGAGCCACGAUGAAAACUUUCAAUUCCCAAAACUGAUACGAUGGAACGCCCAGGGAACAGUGCUCUGUAUUGCUGGUCUGUUUAAUUUCACACGCUCUUUCAAAUUAUGGUCUGCCUUGGUUAUACCAUCGAUUUUUUUUAUUAUACCUAGUACAACAUCAAUAUCCCUCAGAUUUAAAAUAAGUACGUAUACAGGUCAGUCUCUUACCGAAGAACGAAGGGAUUUUAAUGUUCUCGAGUUAUACAGCGCAGUUGGGAUUCACCUGCACACACUUCGAGUGCCAGGAGCUCUUAUAAAUGCGGUUUCAUGGGAAGGUAGCGGUCUGCGUAUCGCACUUGCAGUACAAAGUCAUAUAUAUUUUGCAAGUUUGAGACCGGAUUAUAAAUGGGCUUAUUUACCGAAUACGCUGGUAUACGCCUUUGCGGACACGAAAAGUGUUGAGUCCAGCGUCAUAUUUUGGAAUCAACUGAGUCAUCAAAAGCACAAAAAACGUGUUAAACAUCUAGGGUUAAUCCGAGGGCUUGGGGAACACUGUCUUCUCUCAAGUGGCGAGGACCAAUCCAAAAAUUGCAUUCUCACUAUCUGCAACGCUAUUGGAGUAACAUUAUGGAAUAAGAUUAUCGAGGUCCGUUUCUUUGACUACGCCCAUUUAUGCACUUAA